Messenger RNA from Gadus morhua (Atlantic cod), 2829 nucleotides. It is a transcript of the gene u2af2a, whose product is annotated as U2 small nuclear RNA auxiliary factor 2a. Gene Ontology annotation, molecular function: RNA binding. The transcript is spliced from 13 exons. The record is from RefSeq and is a predicted model, not a curated record. Gene Ontology annotation, biological process: mRNA processing. Bases 159 to 1589 code for a protein of 476 amino acids. Gene Ontology annotation, cellular component: nucleus. Lineage: Eukaryota; Metazoa; Chordata; Actinopteri; Gadiformes; Gadidae.
AAACCCGGGGGUAAUCAACUUCCGUUCUCAAGCUGUACCUGGAAGACGGCAAAAGCGGGCACACUGAGUGUGCAGCUAUCGUUUUUACCCGAGCUAACCAAUUGGAUAUUGUAUAAAUUGGAAGUAUAAAGGCAAACCCGUGCAUUUGCUCCAUCAAGAUGUCGGACUUCGACGAAUUUGAGAGGCAACUUUCCGAAAACAAACAAGGCUUAACAGCGGAGCGCGACAAGGAGAACCGCCAUCACCGCCGCUCCCCGUCCCGCAGUCGCAGCCGAGAGAGGAAGAGGAGGAGCAGAGACCGGGACAGACGCAGCAGGGACCGCCGGGACAGUAAAGAGCGCAGACCCAGGCGCAGCUCACCAGUCAACCAACCCCAAGAGAUUGCUGUAAGCCGCUCCCCACACCGGGAGAAGGAGAAGAAGAAGAACAAGGUGAAGAAGUACUGGGAUGUCCCGCCUCCCGGUUUUGAACACAUCACCCCCAUGCAGUAUAAAGCCAUGCAAGCUGCUGGCCAGAUCCCAGCCACAGCUCUCCUCCCGACCAUGACCCCAGACGGCCUAGCGGUCACCCCCACCCCCGUGCCCGUGGUGGGCAGCCAGAUGACACGGCAGGCCCGCAGGCUCUACGUGGGCAACAUCCCCUUUGGAAUCACAGAGGAGUCUAUGAUGGACUUCUUCAACGCUCAGAUGCGUUUGGGGGGGCUGACUCAGGCCCCCGGAAAUCCUGUCCUUGCAGUCCAGAUCAACCAGGACAAGAACUUCGCCUUCCUUGAGUUCCGCUCGGUGGAUGAGACAACCCAAGCCAUGGCUUUCGACGGCAUCAUCUUCCAGGGCCAGAGUCUCAAGAUCAGACGUCCCCACGACUACCAGCCCCUACCCGGCAUGAGCGAGAACCCCAGCGUCUACGUGCCAGGCGUUGUGUCAACGGUGGUGCCUGACUCGGCACACAAGCUCUUCAUCGGGGGCCUGCCCAACUACCUGAACGAUGACCAGGUGAAGGAGUUGCUGACAUCAUUCGGUCCUCUGAAGGCCUUCAACCUUGUGAAGGACAGCGCCACCGGCCUCUCUAAAGGAUACGCCUUCUGUGAAUACGUUGACGUCAACCUCAACGACCAGGCGAUUGCAGGGCUGAACGGAAUGCAGCUUGGAGACAAGAAGCUGCUGGUCCAGAGAGCCAGUGUUGGAUCCAAGGAUGCCACCCUGACGAGUAUAAACCAGACCCCGGUAACGCUGCAGGUGCCGGGCCUGAUGAACAGCUCGGUGACCCAGAUGGGCGGCCUGCCCACCGAGGUGCUCUGUCUGAUGAACAUGGUGGCGCCGGAGGAGCUGCUGGAUGACGAGGAGUACGAGGAGAUCGUGGAGGACGUCAGGGAGGAGUGCAGCAAGUACGGCCAAGUCAAGAGCAUCGAGAUCCCUCGCCCGGUCGACGGCCUGGAGGUCCCCGGGACUGGCAAGAUCUUCGUGGAGUUCAUGUCCGUGUUCGACUCCCAGAAGGCCAUGCAGGGCCUGACCGGUCGGAAGUUUGCCAACAGGGUUGUGGUGACCAAAUACUGCGACCCAGACGCCUACCACCGCCGAGACUUCUGGUAGAAAUAGUCGGGAAAGAGAGGAUGGGGGGGGGGGGGGGGGGGGGGGGGAGACACGAGGUGUACCGGCCAAUUCCAAAUCGCCCAUGUAGGUUAUACUUUCAGCACUUCAUUUCAAGUAGAUCUGGGCCUAUUACUCGUUUGGCUAGUGGCUUUUGGAUAUACCCAUUUAAUCAUUUGAGAUCUACGUGAAAUGUCAAGUGUUAAUGUUAGAGCGGAGGUCUGGAAUUGGAGGCAGAAGAGUAUAUUGGGGGGUGGGGUUUGUAUUCUGUCUAAUUGGAGAGGUCGGGAUAGGGUUAAAGUUUUUGACAAAUGUGUUGUGUGCGUGUAGUAACCGGUCUGGGUAUGGGGGGCAAGGAUUUUUAUACUUGGGGGCGUCAUUUGGGGUGGGAAGGGAGCGGGUGGGCUGGGCGCCACAAUUUAAGAUUUGUAUUUAAGUGAAGGUCGCCUGUUUUAAGUGCUUUGGGGCAACUGAGCUGGGAAAAAACACCCCACUGGCUGAGUCUGCCCCAGGGAAUGGAUGAAUCAGAUGGUGGGGUCAUAACAUGACUGGGAGAGGUGAGGGUCUGUGCGUUCUUCUGAUGUAGAUAAAGCGAGGUCAUCUACUUCAUGUACGCCAUCGUGGUCAGUGAAAGGAAGGCACCUUGAUACGUGAUGUUCCUUUAUGUUUUUGUUAAUUUCCUAAGUCUUCAAAACUACUGUCCCCCCCUCCCUAGCUUCAGUACCCUGAUCUGUAAUCACUCCACAUUCAGGCAAUAGUCUAGACGUUUAACUAGUGAACAGUGAAGUAACGCCAUCUGUGAUGAAUUAUGUUUCCUUUUUAAGUAUUUUUGUUUUCAACCGUUUGACUUUGUUUUGUGAAACAUUGUGAGCAAGAUGGAACAUAUUUUCUCCCAAGAAUUGUCCUACACAACUCGAUAGCAGUUAUGGUUUCCAAAACAUAAGCGUAUAAACUGAUAUUGUUCCUGGCCAUAAAGCCUCAAUGUUUAUUUUUUUCAUGUCGGUCCAUUUAAAAUGACUAAAUAAAACUGUAAACACUUAGCCGUCUGUCAAACGUGGACGUCUGAAUCUAAAUAAUUUUCAACAUCUCAAAAAUGAAGCAUUUCAAGAUUUAAUUUUCUUGUUCCCCCAACAAAUACGGUAUGUAAAGUAGAUGUAUUGAACUCAUUGUUUUUUUUUCAUUUCCUCCUUUAUAAGCAAAUUGAUUCUUUCACAAGACCAAAUAAACACAUGACUAAAUCGAA